Molecule: messenger RNA, 2728 nt
Organism: Hypomesus transpacificus
Lineage: Eukaryota; Metazoa; Chordata; Actinopteri; Osmeriformes; Osmeridae
Gene: bnip2
Product: BCL2 interacting protein 2
Exons: 12
Coding region: 409-1845 (478 amino acids)
Biological process (GO): apoptotic process
Cellular component (GO): cytoplasm
Source: RefSeq, a predicted model, not a curated record
UGUCGUAGAAUUUGUUAGGAGGGGUGGUGAUGAUGACGACAUGUGGCUAGCAACUCUGGAAAAUAGUGUUGAGUUGAGCCCGGACCCCCAGUUGAAGUUGAUUUAGUUUGUUUUUGACCGUUUAAAUGGGAGUUUACUUCAUUUAACAUGAGUCAACCUAAGAUUCUGGACAGUCAGGUUCACAAGUGUAGCUAAUUGGCUCCUAAUGUUGUUCAUAAAAGCUCUGUUUAUGGACCCGAAGUCGUGUACCGUUUUAUAAGCUUUUGCCUCCUCGCGGUGUAUUUGUUGGAGCAUAUUUCAUAAUUUUUCAGGCCCGCGACGGAGACUCUAAAUCUAUUUUUUUUUUCACCGUUCACACGCUGACGUAAGUUAUAUUUCUAUGUGGAAAACAGCAGGCGAGAAUCUCCUAUGGCUACAGAUGUGAUUGAGAGUGAGGUGGUGCUGAAGAGUGCGGGCGAAAGGAGUCUGAACAACAAUACCAGUGAAUUACUUGACAUGGAUUGUAAGACUUAUGAGUCACUGGAAAGUAACGUUGGUGAGAUUCAGAGUCCUUCAUCUUUUGGAGUAUCUGGAGAAGAGUACGAAGCAGUAGACGACCUGCAAGACAGCAAGUCUACUUCUACUUUGGAAAAUGGCGAAGAGGCAGCGCCGUGGAGUCCAACCCAAACAGGAGGUCCACUUCAGGAAACGGCAACUCUAGACAAUGGACAAAAACAAGAAGCGCAGCGAAGCUCUACUCCUGUCACUGUUCCCCAGCAAAGCCCAGCAUCUGCACACAACGGAAGUCUGGAGCGUCAGGAAUCCGUGGCAACGACAGAGGCUCGUUUGAGAAUGGAAGGGGUGGAGCUGAAAGAGGAAUGGCAGGAUGAGGAUUUCCCCAGGCCAUUACCCGAAGAGGAGGAGGAGGAGGACAUUCAUCUUGAUGAUGAUCUCUUCACUAGCACAUCUGGAGAAGAACAGCCUGGUGCAGGCUAUGCUGCGAACAGUACUAAGAAGACCAAGAAGAAACUGGCUGCUCCAGACAUCAGCCUAACACUCGACCGCAGUGAGGGCUCUCUUCUUUCAGACGAACUGGACGAGAGCACUGAGCUGGACCUGGAUGACAUAGACACACCCUCAGAUAACAGCAAUGAGUUUGAAUGGGAAGAUGACUUGCCCAAGCCCAAGGCCACAGAGCUGCUGCAUAAAGGUGUGGAGUCGGUCCAGGAGUACUCUGCCUCAGAGGAGAGGGAUGAGGGCCGGCGCUGGAGGGUUUUCCGCAUUGGGGAGCAGGAGCACCGCGUGGACAUGAAGGCCAUUGAGCCCUACAAGAGAGUCAUCAGCCACGGAGGUUACUAUGGAGAUGGGUUGAAUGCCAUCAUUGUGUUUGCUGUGUGCUUUAUGCCUGAAAGCAAUCAACCAAACUACAGAUACAUCAUGGACAAUCUCUUCAAGUAUGUUAUUGGAACGCUGGAGCUGCUGGUGGCUGAGAACUACAUGAUUGUGUAUUUGAACGGGGCCACGUCUCGGAGGAAGAUGCCCAGUGUCGGCUGGCUCAGAAAGUGCUAUCAACAGGUUGACAGGAGGUUAAGAAAAAAUCUCAAGUCUUUGAUCAUUGUCCACCCAUCCUGGUUCAUACGAACCCUCCUGGCCAUUACUAAGCCUUUUAUAAGCUCCAAGUUUACCCAGAAGAUCAAGUAUGUUUUCAGCCUUACUGACCUGGCUGUGCUGGUCCCCAUGGAGUAUGUCUCUAUACCAGAGUGCAUAAAACAGUUUGACGACGAAAAAAAUAGGAAAAGCCAUAAAAGGACUGAUCAGGACAUGCACGGCAGAGUGGAGAUGGCUGCUGCCGCACUUCCUGAGUGAGAGCUGUAGCACUGCCAGGCCAGGACAGAGGAACACACAGAGGAAAAACAUGGAUAGAAACACAGUAACUUGUGUGCUGCGACUGGAGUCUAGCUCUUUUUGUCAGAGUGCCUUUUUGCGACUAUACUGCCUGUUACAUUAUGGAACUUAUCUGUCAGCUGUGUUAGUGUUCCAUUUGCCUGAUAUCUGGUUGUUCUCUCACUGCUCUCUUUCAGAUGUUUUGAAAACCUCUUAUAGAUCAAGCAUAGAUAUCUUUUGAUGUUGUCACAGUUGCUGUUGCCAUGUACUUAAGGCACUCUGUUUCAAAUGGUUGAUGCAUGUUCUUUAUUCAAUUUAAAUAUAUAUUUAUAUUCAAAAGGUGACUAAGGACAGAGAUUAAUAUAUUUUUUAUGGUUGCUUUGAUUUGAAUUUGAACCAUAUUUUACGCUAUUAGACAACUGUUGCGUGGCAUUGUUUAGAGGAGGUUUCAUUGAACAAGAAUCCCAAGUGAAAUAGUGUUAUCUGAGUGUCGUGGGUGGGUGCCAUUUAAUGUAUUUCACUCUAAUAGUGAGAGUGUAUGUGAAACAGUGGAUACUGUACAUUUCUGAACCCAAUUGUAUGCUUUUAUUUAUUGGAAAUGACUGCUUAUCAAAAAUGAUUUUUAUAGAAUGUGUUUUACAGUAGAAUGCAUGCAUUACACAGUAGCUGCUAUUCAUGUAAAAAUGAAUAAACAUUAAAGGUCUCUACUGUACAAGGCAUUGCUUACAUAAAACUGGAUUUAUGUAAGACUCAUGAAUGUAACUACACAGCAGUUAUUUUUCGAUGGUGGCUGUGCAUAUAAUAUUUUGGAUGUUUUGUAUCAGCAGACAGUCAAUGCUGAAAUAAAAUAAUCUUGAACACGGAA